Messenger RNA from Emys orbicularis (European pond turtle), 1311 nucleotides. It is a transcript of the gene FOXA2, whose product is annotated as forkhead box A2. Gene Ontology annotation, biological process: regulation of transcription by RNA polymerase II; anatomical structure morphogenesis; cell differentiation. Lineage: Eukaryota; Metazoa; Chordata; Testudines; Emydidae. Gene Ontology annotation, molecular function: transcription factor binding; DNA-binding transcription factor activity, RNA polymerase II-specific; RNA polymerase II cis-regulatory region sequence-specific DNA binding. The record is from RefSeq and is a predicted model, not a curated record.
AUGCACUCUGCUUCCAGUAUGCUGGGAGCCGUGAAAAUGGAAGGGCACGAACACUCGGACUGGAGCGGCUACUAUGCAGAACCCGAGAGCUAUUCCUCCGUGAGCAGCAUGAACCCGGGCCUGGGCAUGAACAGCUACAUGGGCAUGUCGGCCAUGAGCAGCGGCCCGGCCAACAUGAGCGGGGCCGGCUCCAUGAACAUGUCCUACGCCAGCACCGGGAUGAGCCCGUCCUUGGCCGGCAUGUCUCCCGGCCCGGGGGCCAUGGCCGGCAUGGGCAGCGGCAUGGGGGCCCACCUGAGCCCCAGCAUGAGCCCCAUGGGCGCCCAGGCCGGCUCCAUGAACGCCCUGGCCCCCUACACCAACAUGAACUCCAUGAGCCCCAUGUACGGGCAAGGCAACCUCAACCGCUCGCGGGACCCCAAGACCUACCGGCGGAGCUACACCCACGCCAAGCCCCCCUACUCCUACAUCUCGCUCAUCACCAUGGCCAUCCAACAGUCGCCCAACAAGAUGCUGACGCUGAGCGAGAUCUACCAGUGGAUCAUGGACCUGUUCCCCUUCUACCGGCAGAACCAGCAGCGCUGGCAGAACUCCAUCCGCCACUCGCUCUCCUUCAACGACUGCUUCCUCAAGGUGCCCCGCUCCCCGGACAAGCCGGGCAAGGGCUCCUUCUGGACGCUGCACCCAGACUCGGGCAACAUGUUCGAGAACGGCUGCUACCUGCGCCGCCAGAAGCGCUUCAAGUGCGAGAAGAGCAAGGAAGGGGGCGGCGGCGGAGGAGGCGGCGGAGGAGGGGGGAAGAAGCAGCCCCCCCCGCAGCAGCCCCCCCAACCCGGGGAAGGAGGCUCCUCCGACAGCUCGGCGGGUGGGCCCGAGUCCCCCCACCCCGGCGCCUCGCCCUGCCGCGAGCACAAGCGGGCCCUGGUCGAGCUCAAAGGGACCCCCCCGCAGCAGGCCCCUUCGCCGGCCCAGCACCUGCUCGCCCCCCACCACCUGGCCCACGAGGCCCACCUCAAGCCCGAGCACCACUACGCCUUCAACCACCCCUUCUCCAUCAACAACCUGAUGUCCUCCUCCGAGCAGCCGCCGCCCCCCCCCCACCACCACCCGCACCAUCACCCCCACCACCACAAAAUGGACCUCAAGGCCUACGAGCAGGUGAUGCACUACUCCGGCUACGGCUCCCCCAUGCCCGGCAGCCUGGCCAUGGGCCCCGUCACGAACAAAAGUGGCUUAGAAGCCUCCCCGCUGGCCGGAGACACCUCUUAUUACCAAGGUGUGUAUUCCCGGCCCAUCAUGAACUCGUCCUAA